Micropterus dolomieu (smallmouth bass) is the source of this 2580-nucleotide messenger RNA. RefSeq lists its product as uncharacterized. Bases 355 to 1707 code for a protein of 450 amino acids. The record is from RefSeq and is a predicted model, not a curated record. NCBI's taxonomy places the organism in Eukaryota, Metazoa, Chordata, Actinopteri, Centrarchiformes, Centrarchidae. The transcript is spliced from 5 exons.
UCUACCUCUUUCACCCACAACAGACACACAGAGCGGAUGGCACAUCAAGAGGAUUUCUGAACAUCUGUUCAACAGCGUUCUUUAUAUCCUGCAGUCUGCCAUGUGCUUUGGCCUGUUAGAGAAUAGUCACCAGGAAUCGUCAUUUUUGCCACAGUGGGAUAUCUCUACCUACUAGAACAGCUUUGUGAUUUCCUGGGUAUCUUGACAGGAAGAUGGCGCCACUGUGUUUCUUUUUUUGGGAGAAUGGUUUGUCAAUGCUCCUUGUAUACUGACUGAAGCCUGGCUUACUGUAGAUAGCUGUAUUUACACAGUUUAGUUGAAAUCAGAUUUAAAGAAUGUAUUUAAUUGUCAGUAAUGUCGGUGAGGACUUUUUAUCCCAGGAAUAGACACAUUGAGCAGAAGCUUCUGGAUGUGGAGGCAGGAAAGUCUAACAGGGAGGAAGAUGAAGACAAAGACAUAGAUUGCUUCAAGCCGUUAUCCCGCUGUCCAGCUUGCAACCAGGAGCAUGACAUAGUUCUGAUCCUGCCAUGCUCUCACUCCAUGUGCGGUCACUGUAUAGCAGCUGGAGAGGGAAUAAGGUCAGGUCAGUCUCAGCACCGCACUGUCGGCCUUCCUGUCUGCUCUGCUCUGUGCCCAAGCUGUCGACAUCCUGUGGAGCUGCCUUGCUGGACCUGGUCAUCUGCUACUUCCUGUCUCCCAAAACAUCCCAACCUCACUCCUUCAUGUGUCAGCAGGAAGGCAGGCACCACGGAGGGAGCAUCUGAAGACAACCUUCAACAUGUGCAGGGGGACACAUGCUGCCUGGGUGAAGGUGACACGACAGCACAGAGCAGUUUACAUGGCUCCAAUGCUGCCAGUUCCUCAAUAGCACCAGUGGAUGGCGGUGUAGACCUGCAAGAGGGAGAGAUGGAGCGGUCUGUCUUUGGACUUUGUUUUGCUCUGGACCCUUCAACCGUCCCUCCAUCCCUCCAUCUUUCCCACUCCUCCCUAACCGUCACCUACCAAGGAGGGAGCCCUACUGGACCAACUCCAGACAACAAGGUCGGGAGAUCAAUGAAAUCUGACGCCGAGGCUAUGCUUGCCCUCCCCCAGGUCUGCGCUGACGUUGUCAUUGCAAGAGGACAGUAUUACUGGGAGGUGGAUGUCUGUAACAGCUCUGUCUACAGGAUUGGUGUGAGCGCACUGGAGGGUUCUGCCGGCUGGUGGCUCCAAAGGCAGGGUUUGUCUUUCUGUGCAGUGUAUGAUGGGAGCUGGGAGCCCCUCUGCACUGUCCCGCCUCAGAUCAAAACCCUUGGGGUAUUCCUCAACAUUGGUGGGGGUAUCCUGAGCUUCCACAACCCUCUGACCCAAGAGCACCUAGCCACGCUGCCUACCCGCUUCAACCCUACUGGAGUGCUCCCCGCUCUGGGCCUGGGCCAUGGCCGACUGAGGCUGCGCUGCGGCCUCCCGCCUCCCCCUCAUGUGUUCCUCAGUAAGGACUCUACCUACAGGGGACCUUGUAGGGCUGGUGGAGGCAGGUGGCGCAGGGAGAUUCCCUUCCAAUCUGUGAGGAAAGUGAUCCAGAAAUUUGAGGAGCUGGCUGUGUCGGACUCAGACUCAGGCCUGGUGUCCAGUUUUGGUUCGUCCUGCUUGACCUUGGCUUCCCUUCCAGAUCUGGGGAUUCCUGGGAUGUUUCCCUCUGGGCAAGCAGGAAAGGAAACGGGCUGAAUAAGAAGAGCUUCUGAAACUCUCCAAUGGGAGUGUCAGGGACACACACCUCUGAGUGGUUUGAUCCUUGGCUAUCAUUUGAAAGGCUAAUGUUUCAUCUUGAAGGACUUUUUUCUGCUUCUUUCCAAUCUCUGUGUGACCCUGGACCGGCAAUUGACUCUCUCCCCAGGACACAGCCCUUUCUCUCUACAAAACAACCCCCACUGGUUUGGGAUUGGGUCCGAAAGAGUCCUCUGUAAUGUGAAGUGUGAGGAAAGGGUGGGCUUUUAGCAGCGGGACUCCUUGAUUUGUCUCUGUGUGACGGUAGUCAGGCAGUAGGGGUCCUACAGUAGUAGUGUGCAUGUUCUUGUAUGUGUGUAUGUGGGCGCAAGCACUACCCAGAGUAUAUGCGUUUGCUCGGUCGCAUUUCGGUGUGCGUGUCAGCAAGCGGGAACGAUGUACAAGCGGCAAGGGGUGAGAUGACAAUGUGUGAGUACAGUGACACCAGCGGUGUUUACACAGAGCAGCGAGGACAGCUGGUGACGUACGUUUAUCCCGCGGCCUGCCUUCGAUAGAACAGUAGGCCUGCCCUUUUCUGACCCUUUGAAAACCACAGGAUGUCCCGAAUACUUCAAAAGGGGCGACAGGGAGCAGGAGAACAGAGUGGGAGAAAGAGAAAACAGCAUGCAUGAAUUAAAGACAGCAGGUGGUAAAAAAGAAAUGAGUUGAGAGAGGGAUUCCCACCAGCUUCCAUGUCAUGAAGCUCUGAAUAGAUCAACUGGCUCAGCCACACCGUCUGAGAUCUUGUUUUAAGGUGGUACUGAGCUACCAAAGCCACUACUUUACAUUAGAAGUGGUGAGAUUACAGUUUAGUGAUAGAGAUGCAUUAGUUGU